Messenger RNA from Marmota flaviventris (yellow-bellied marmot), 277 nucleotides. The record is from RefSeq and is a predicted model, not a curated record. Lineage: Eukaryota; Metazoa; Chordata; Mammalia; Rodentia; Sciuridae.
AUGGCUCUCACCUCAGAUUUGAAAAAACAAUCACAACUGAAAGAGGUGGCAGGGAUCCCCCUGCAGAGUACCACUGUAGACAACUGGAGCCAGAUCCAGAACUUUGAGGCCAAGCCGGAUGAUCUUCUCAUUUGUACUUACCCUAAAGCAGGGACAACAUGGAUUCAGGAAAUUGUGGACAUGAUUGAACAGGAUGCAGAUGUGGAGAAGUGUCAGCGAGCCAUCAUCCAACACCGCCACCCUUUCAUUGAGUGGGCUCGGCCUCCCCAGCCCUCAG